GAAAGCUAAAAAGCUGUUUGAAAAGAAUGCUGCUCCUCUGUUGCAUCUAGCUGGUAUCAAUGUGGAAAUAAUUAAGACUGAAUUUGACGGCCAUGCUAAAGACUGUGCUGGAGCGUUGGAGUCCACCGACGCAUUGGUGGUUGCUGGUGGAAAUGGUACCGUAGGAGAGGUUAUAACUGGCCUGCUUAGACGAAGUGAUCAACAAUCAGUCAGCAAGAACUGGCCAAUAGGAUUCAUCCCUAUCGGUUUCACGAAUACAUUAGCAAAGUUUCUGUAUUUAGAUUCGGAAUCUGAAGUCAGGUGGAUGUGUAAUGCAGCAAUGGCAAUAAUUAGAGGCAUGACCACACCAGUGGAUGUGAUGUCCAUACAG
Anneissia japonica is the source of this 370-nucleotide messenger RNA. Its product is annotated as acylglycerol kinase, mitochondrial-like. The transcript is spliced from 3 exons. The annotation marks the transcript as partial. Gene Ontology annotation, biological process: ceramide biosynthetic process; protein insertion into mitochondrial inner membrane. The record is from RefSeq and is a predicted model, not a curated record. Gene Ontology annotation, cellular component: TIM22 mitochondrial import inner membrane insertion complex; mitochondrion. Lineage: Eukaryota; Metazoa; Echinodermata; Crinoidea; Comatulida; Comatulidae. Gene Ontology annotation, molecular function: ceramide kinase activity; acylglycerol kinase activity; ATP-dependent diacylglycerol kinase activity.